This is a messenger RNA of Penicillium oxalicum, 1311 nucleotides long. Its product is annotated as VHS and GAT domain-containing protein. Gene Ontology annotation, cellular component: actin cortical patch. Bases 1 to 1311 code for a protein of 436 amino acids. NCBI's taxonomy places the organism in Eukaryota, Fungi, Ascomycota, Eurotiomycetes, Eurotiales, Aspergillaceae. Gene Ontology annotation, molecular function: phosphatidylinositol binding; ubiquitin binding. Gene Ontology annotation, biological process: actin cortical patch localization; actin filament organization; endocytosis. The transcript has 5 exons. The record is from RefSeq and is a predicted model, not a curated record.
AUGCCGGCCAUGAAGGGUUUCUUGCGCUCGUUCAGCGGCAGUCGCCGAUCCAGUCCUAGCGCCGGAAGCGAGCAGGAUUAUCGCGAUGAUUCACCAGAGGCAAUUCUCCUUCGAGAAAUGACCGCAUUCUGCGAAGCCAACAACAACGCCUCACAAAAUCAGCAGGGAAAUGAAUAUGUCCAUCUACCACGCAUCGUCGAGACUGCCGAGUCCAGUCCGGCGGCGGCCAGAGAAGCUGCGCAACGGAUCCGCAAAUACCUCUCGACACCAAACAGCACUCCGAAUCAUGUGCAAUACAAUGCCAUCAUGCUGAUGCGCAUUCUGGGAGAUAACCCGGGCCACAGCUUUACGAGACAUUUCGAUGCCAAAUUUUGCAGCGCGAUCAAAGACGUGCUCCGCAGCGGCCGGGAUCUGCAUGUGCGCCAUUAUUUGUGUGAGUACCUCGCGUACCUCGAAGCGACGCGAUACCAGGACGAUGAUCUCCAACUGCUGCUGCAAGUUUGGGCAAAGAAAAAGGCGAAAGCGCCGAGAGCAUUUGUCGAGCGUUACUCCAUACCGCCAGGUGUGCAGGCCAGCAAUUCUUUGGCACAUCCCCAUCUCUUCCAGCCCAUGCGCCCUGCAGGGUCUUCGAGAGCCCUACCCGACGCCGGUGAACUCGUGGCACGCAUUGAAGAGGCCAGAAAUUCAGCAAAACUGCUCACGCAGUUCGUUCAGAUAACGCCCUCCGCAGAAUUGGAAGACAAUGAUCUUAUCAAAGAAUUCAUUGAGCGAUGUCGAUCAUCGGCACAGAACCUGCAGGGUUAUAUUCACUCGACGAAUCCGGCUCCCGACGAGAAUACGCUCCUGACUUUGAUCGAGACCAAUGACGAAAUCUCCGUCGCCCUGUCCCAGCAACAGCGCGCCAUGCUAAGAGCGCGUAAAGCCCGGGGCGCAUCCAACCCAACUUCCAACGUUCACAGCCCAGUUUCACCGGGAAGUGACGGGAUCGGAUCAGGUGGGCUGGGUGGACAACCAACAUUAUCAUCCGACCCCGUGCCCAUUCCCACGGGACACGGAUCGAGAUGCCUCGAACGGCAGUCCACACCCAGGGAGGAGCAGCCUUCGGCACACUCCGUCAGUCGCCCGCAUGCGACUCGUAAGACACUCGCACAGUAUGAGUAUAAUUCGGCUGACUUUGAGGUACAAAAUCCGUUCGCUGAUGAGAAUGCUGCGGGUGACUCUGAUGCAGAAAAACAUCAUCAAAAGGACUCUGCCAUGGCCUCGACGAUCGCUGGCAAUGUGCAGCACCCGCCGACCGAGCAUAAACGUUGA